AUGGCAAUGGUUUUCGGUGCGGCUAAGCCAAGACCCUUGCAGCCCACACGUGUGGGUUCCAAGGACUUCCAUCUGCAGACGUUGGUUGCUUCGCCUCCAAAGCAGGAGCCUCGGGCGGGGCACGAGUUCGCAGCUAUGAGGGCGUACUACGCCACCAGCAUUAAAUCCGACGACGAGCUUCGCCUCAAGGCUCUGCAGCGCUUCCGAGUUCUUUUGAUUUCGGAGCCCACGGCCAGUGUCUUGGGUGAGACUCUAUGGGAGAUCUCCUUGCAGAUGGGAGGCGACAACGAAGCCUCCAUGGUCGUGGUAGACGCCUUUGCUGGGCGUGCGACUGGAACCUUGGUAAAGUACUCCGCAGCCUACUGGAGGUUUGCCAAAUGGGUCACCAGCAACAAGGUCGGCACACCUCUUCGGCCUACUGAGACGCUGGCGUACAGGUACAUCUGUCACCUUCGAGACAGCAAGUGCGGAGCUACAGCUGCUUCCACCUUUCUUCAGGCACUCAGCUACUUAUACAAGGUAGCUCGGGUUAAGGAGCCGAGCGUGGAUUUUCUCUUGUCCUCUCGCGUGCGAGGGGCCGCCCGGUCUAUGUUCGAGGGCAAGCGAUGCCUCAAGCAGGCACCUCCGCUCACUGUAGAAAUGGUUCGGGUUCUGGAGCAGACGGCGUGCCUCAGGGAUGGAAGUUACCUGACUUUGGUUGCGGGCCACCUCUGCUUUUGCCUCUACGCCUGCUGCCGCUUUGGGGAUUCGCAAGCUCUGGAAAAGAUCCAGGUUUCUGAGGGCGGCCCUAUCGUCCUCGUUGAGACUGCCACCAGGUCUUACAAGACUGCUACCAGCCAGGAGAAGAAGACCACCUUCCUGCCGCUCCUUGCUCUGGGCAUCGGCUUGGAGACUGAUUAUCCUUGGGCUUAUGGCUGGGAGGAAGCCCGAGAGGUUUUGCCUCCCAACUGCGGGUGGGCCCUACCUGCCUACUCCUGGAACACAGGCAAGUUUCUCAACCGGGAGCUGAGUACAGGUGAGGCUAGCUUUUGUCUUCGCGAAAUCCUGGCGAACGGUGGCAUAGAUCCGUCAGAGUGCUGGAAAGUCUCCAGCCACAGCUUGAAAAGCACCCUGCUUAGCUGGUGCUCGAAAAGUGCAAAGGUGAGUUUGCAGGAUCGCCGUCUUAUUGGCCACCAUGUUGAUAAGAAUGCUGCUUCUCCUUUGUGCUACUCUCGAGAUGAAUGCACGCGACUGGCUGCCUUGGUUUUCGGCGUCCUUCACCUCAUCCGCGCAGGAGUUCUCGACCCGGACCUCUCUAGAGUCAUGCGCUUGAAGGCCCUGGUGGAGCAAGGCGAGACUUUGGACCGCCACACGGUGGUCGAAGGCGAUGAGCCGGUGUCCGAAGUAGGAUCGGAAGAUUGCGCCUCCGAAGACCUGGAGGACGAGCCGGACGAGCUGAGCUCCGACCUCCCGGGCCUGCCACAGCCAGUGGCCCCAGACGAGGAGAUCGUAAGGCAUGUCCUUUCAGGCAUUUUGCAUUUUAAGAUUUCAGAGGAGCGCCUUAAGUGCGGAAGAGUCCUCAACAGCAACUACGUAGCACUCGAGGGGGACAUCCUUCCGGACCUCCAUCCACAGUGCAGUCAAUGUUUGGGCAUCUGA
This is a messenger RNA of Symbiodinium necroappetens, 1638 nucleotides long. Lineage: Eukaryota; Dinophyceae; Suessiales; Symbiodiniaceae. The record is from the annotation of a GenBank genome assembly.